This is a messenger RNA of Eutrema salsugineum, 1154 nucleotides long. Its product is annotated as protein BASIC PENTACYSTEINE4. Gene Ontology annotation, biological process: response to ethylene. The coding region runs from base 141 to 1016 and encodes 291 amino acids. Gene Ontology annotation, cellular component: nucleus. Gene Ontology annotation, molecular function: DNA-binding transcription factor activity; sequence-specific DNA binding. Lineage: Eukaryota; Viridiplantae; Streptophyta; Magnoliopsida; Brassicales; Brassicaceae. The record is from RefSeq and is a predicted model, not a curated record. The transcript has 3 exons.
GCCUUUCUCUUACAGAGAGACACUAUCUUUUGUUCUUCCUAGAUCUUUCUUCUCAAUAAUCCAUUGCCCAUUUCUUCCACUACUCGAGAAAUUCAGAUCGAAUCACAGUGUUUGAUAUUCUCUUUUGAAGAUAAAAGAGGAUGGAGAACGGUGGACAGUAUGAGAAUGGGCGGUACAAGCCAGAUCACUUGAAAGGAGCACAAUCUACUAUGUGGAAUAUGAUGCCUCAGCAUCAGAUAAAAGAGCAGCACAAUGCGCUUGUGAUGAACAAGAAGAUCAUGUCCAUCCUUGCCGAGAGGGACGCAGCUGUACAGGAAAGAAACCAAGCCGUCUCAGCUAAAAGGGAAGCAGUAGCAGCUCGAGAUGAAGCGCUUCAGCAACGUGACAAAGCUCUCUCUGAAAGAGAUAAAGCCUUGAUAGAGAGAGACACUGCAUUUGCUGCUCUUCAACACCAUGAAAACAGCCUCAACUUUGCUUUGUCCGGUGGGAAGCAGCGCUAUGACGUGGAUGAUGGUUUCAGUUUCGGAGAAACCCACAAGCCUGAUGUCUUCCCUAUAACGACCAUUCCCGCAGAGAAGAAGGUGAGCAAAAGGAAGAAGCAAGGACAAGCAAAAGGAAAGAAAGUUGGUGAAGAUCUGAACCGUGGAGUUGCUGCUCCUGGAAAGAAGAGUAGAACAGAUUGGGACAGUAACGAUGUGGGUUUGAACUUAGUCACCUUCGACGAGACGACAAUGCCAGUGCCGGUGUGCACAUGCACAGGAUCAGCACAUCAGUGUUACAAAUGGGGAAAUGGUGGUUGGCAAUCGUCUUGCUGCACAACCACUCUGUCACAGUAUCCAUUGCCGCAGAUGCCAAACAAGAGGCAUUCUCGAGUGGGCGGUAGGAAAAUGAGCGGAAACGUUUUCUCCAGAUUGCUAAGCCGUUUAGCAGCGGAAGGAUAUGAGCUCUCUUGCCCUGUUGAUCUUAAAGACUAUUGGGCUAGGCACGGGACUAACCGUUACAUCACUAUCAAGUAGCCUCUACGGUUUUACAAAUCCAAAAGCUGUAUGUUUUUUUAGUUGGAUGGGGUCAACUGCCCCAGUAAAAAAAAUUAAGUAGUGUAUGUUUUUAAGGAUAAUUAUUGCUCUCAUAUCAAAUAAUAUAUUUUAUUUUCU